Messenger RNA from Rotaria sp. Silwood2, 1266 nucleotides. The record is from the annotation of a GenBank genome assembly. Lineage: Eukaryota; Metazoa; Rotifera; Eurotatoria; Philodinida; Philodinidae.
AUGUCUGUAUCUUUUAUACGUCCGUCGAUUUCGUAUCUAUCAUUUCAAUCAUUGUGCGAUAAUUUCAUCGAUCAUACUAGAAUCGAUCAGUUUAACUACACUGAUGAAACAGAAUGUCAAGAUUGGCCUUGUAGUAAUGCAUAUACACGAUGUAACAGAAAAUGGAAUUGUCAUAACGCUGCUGAUGAAACAAACUGUCCUGAUAAUCCAUGUCGUCCAAAUGGUCAUCCUUGUAUAUCAAUAUUGACUCGUAAUUUUACUUGUUUACCUCUCUCACGUAUCAAUGAUGGUAUCGUUGAUUGUGCGGGUGGUUAUGAUGAACAAAAUCGUUGUGAACAAAUUCCAAAUUCAAGUAUCCAACUUACUUAUCGUUGUUUCAACGAAACACAAUGUGUUCAAAAUCAUGGUCAUAUUUAUGAUUGUUUUGGAUAUAAUUAUUAUGAAAAUGAGGGUCGAUGUUUUGUUGAUAAUCGAACUUGUCCAACGGCAUCGUCAUGUCUAUGCAAAGAAUGUUAUUUUGGUAGUCGAUGCCAAUUUACUACAAACGGAUUCGGUCUAUCACUUGAUAUUAUUCUUGGUUAUAGUAUUCAGCCAAAAGUUCAUUUCUUACAACAGCCCAAUACAGUUAAAAUUUCAACAGCUGUUACAGCAGUCGUCUUUGUUAUUGGACUUAUCAAUGGUAUUUUGUGUGUGAUCACUUUUAAAACAAAAGAAUCACUUGCGGUUGGUUCUGGUCUUUACCUACUUGCAGCAUCCAUCACAUAUUUUGUAGCCAUAUUAUUAUUUGCACUGAAGUUUUUGUUUCUUAUCCUUUCUCAAAUGGCAAUUAUUACAAAUCAGUCUUUUCUUUCAUCAAUCUGCGUUUAUAUGGAUAUGCUUUUAAAAUCAUUUUUAGCUGUUGGAGAAUGGUUGACUGCUUUUGUGCACAUUGAGCGUAUGUGGACCAUUAAAUGUGGUGUCAAAUUCAAUAAACAAAAAAGUAAACGAAUUGCGAAGAACAUAAUUUUCGGAAUAUUUAUCUUGACAUUUCUAAGCUUCAUUCAUGAUCCCAUUCGUCGUAGUUUACUUAAAGAUACAGAAGAAGAACGAACAUGGUGUGUCAUUCGAUAUUCAUCAUCAAUGCAAACUUAUGCUUCAUUUAUUAAUAUUCUUCAUUUUCUUCUACCUCUUUGCAUUAAUUUUAUCUCCACAAUAAUGAUUAUUGUAUUAAUAGCUCGAGAGAAAUUACGAACUCGUAGAGAGACAACAUACCAAGAACAUAUAUGA